GAUGAGGGCGGGAGGGGGUAGGGAGGAAGGAGUACCAGACUGGGUCCGCGUGUGUCCUGGGGAUGCUUGCGGCUAGUUUCUAAACAAGUCAGGGAUGGCUUUCAGCACCCUCCUAUGCCACAGGAAGUUGUACGCCCCUUGCCACCCCCAGCCACCGAGCUCUCAACCCCCCACGCUGCACGGCCGCCGCGGGCGGCUACUGACAAACCAGCUAAGCCGUGGGACCUGUGGUCCCCACUCUCUGACCACUUACUGGGAGAGGUAGAUCUGGCUAGAGUUCCCAGAGCCCGGAGCCGGGGCGGAACGGGGUGGCGGCUCCCACGGUCCCAAGGCCAAUGCACCUGCCUCCUCCCGGUCCCCCGCCCCUACCUGAGGGCUCGAGAACAAAGGUGCUUUGAACAGGACGCAACCACCUCAUUACUUCUGGGCUGCCCAGAACGUAGGUGUGGGGAGGAGGGAGAAAGGCGCAAACCCUAAGGUGGCAUCAGGCGCGCCACCUAAGGCUUUACAGGGAAAGGCGGGUGUCCCAGGAAGCGCUUUGUCCCUUCCAGUCGCUCAAUCCCAGUCUGACAGAUGUGCAAAAAAAGGGGGGGGGAAUACGCUGAGGUGGCUGGACAGACCUCAUGGACCCUCGCCUGUGCCUCGCUUUCCCCAGUCUGGGGCAAAGGGAGAGCGUUCUUAUUUAAAAUCUUCCAAGCUUAUAAUAAGGUGUUCUACCCUGUACUAGUCCAGACACGAAAGAUAUGACCUCCCUAAAAGAAAAACUCCUGGAUAGUGGAAUAUGUCCUCCUCCCCCGCCCCCUUGCAGGGACGUCCGGCCUCAGUAGGAGCUCUGCUCAACUGGAGCGCGCUACGGCGCACAGAGAGUUAACAUGGAGUUGGCUCCGAGUGGAGGGGCGGUGACGCGCCUCCAUUGGUGGAAAGUUACUCGGGGGCGUAGCCUGUGAUCCUCCGCACCCCACCCCCUCCCAGCAACCGCCCCCCCCGCCUCUACUUUGUACCUUUCUGGCUCUGACCGAGAAGCGGGCCGGGACGGGCCGGACCAGAGCAGACUGGACCCUGGGGGCGAUGCGGCUGCUGCCCCUGCUGCGGACUGUCCUCUGGGCCGCGCUCCUCGGCUCCCCGCUGCGGGGGGGCUCUGGCCUCCGCCACGCCGUCUACUGGAACUCCAGUAACCCCAGGCUGCUCAGAGGAGAUGCUGUGGUGGAGCUGGGCCUCAACGAUUACCUAGAUAUCUUCUGCCCACACUAUGAAGGGCCAGGGCCCCCUGAGGGCCCAGAGACCUUUGCCCUGUACAUGGUGGACCGGCCUGGCUAUGAGGCCUGCCAGGCGGAGGGGGCAGGUGCCUUCAAGCGCUGGGAGUGCUCCCGCCCAUUCGCUCCCUUUGGUCCCGUUCGAUUCUCAGAGAAGAUUCAGCGCUUCACGCCCUUCUCCCUUGGCUUUGAGUUUCUGCCUGGAGAGACUUACUACUACAUCUCGGUGCCAACUCCGGAGAGUUCUGGCCGGUGCUUGAGGCUGCAGGUGUCUGUCUGCUGCAAAGAGAGCAAGUCUGAGUCAGCCCAUCCCGUUGGGAGCCCUGGAGAGAGUGGUACAUCAGGGUGGCAAGGAGGGGGUGCCCCCAGCCCCCUCUGUCUCUUGCUGCUGCUGCUGCUCCCGAUCCUGCGUCUCCUGCGAGUUCUCUGAGCCGAGUGGACCCUCCCUGUCACCCCCAGGAGCCAGAGCCCUCCCAGGACACCCUGGAGGAGGGGCCCCUGCCACCUGAGCUGGGAGUGCCAAGCCAGACAGACAAGAUGGAGCUGCGAUAGGGGAAAUCAGAGGGUCUGAAGUGACCCUUGCAGUAGCUCACCACCUCAUCACAAGCUAAAGAUUAGCCAGGGGAGCUGCAGACAGCCCUGAGCACCCUGGAGCAAACAAACAUAGGGUCCCUGUCAGCUGCUAUGCUGGUCUUUUCCCAUCCCCCAGGAAGACUGGGAUUUGGCAGGAUCGAAUCCUUGAGCUGGCUGGGGGCCGAAGACCUGGGGACAGGUGGAUUGCUGGACCAGGGCCAGGAAGAAGCCCAGGCCUGGUGUCUGUGUCCAAUGCCCAAUGGGCCUUUCCCUGGGGCAGCACCUUGCCCUCCCCAGUAGGUCACUCACUUGUCUUCUGUGAAGACGGAUUUUACUAUGAGGUUGAAUUUCAUGCCAAUUUGUAUUUUUAUAAGUGUCUGGACCAAACCCUCAAUAAAAUGCCCCUCUUAUUGCCCUCCCCA
Loxodonta africana (African savanna elephant) is the source of this 2248-nucleotide messenger RNA. It is a transcript of the gene EFNA4, whose product is annotated as ephrin A4. The record is from RefSeq and is a predicted model, not a curated record. Bases 1069 to 1683 code for a protein of 204 amino acids. Lineage: Eukaryota; Metazoa; Chordata; Mammalia; Proboscidea; Elephantidae. Gene Ontology annotation, cellular component: plasma membrane. The transcript has 4 exons. Gene Ontology annotation, molecular function: ephrin receptor binding. Gene Ontology annotation, biological process: axon guidance; ephrin receptor signaling pathway.